This is a messenger RNA of Bradysia coprophila, 3998 nucleotides long. RefSeq lists its product as uncharacterized. The record is from RefSeq and is a predicted model, not a curated record. Lineage: Eukaryota; Metazoa; Arthropoda; Insecta; Diptera; Sciaridae.
AUAAAGUUGCAUAGCAUGACUACCAACACAAUUUUUUUCUUCUUUUUAUUGGAACUGAUUGAAACGCCGCGGAUCGAUAAUGUUUUUUUUUGUAAAUCAUUUAAUUAUUCCAACUAAAUAAUUAAAACUUCAGUUGUGAUGGAAAUCGAAAAAUGAAAUUGGUGGAGAAAUUUAACGAAAAUUUUGCCAUCGUUGCGUGUAACAUUUGUGUUCAAUUUUGUGUUAAAAGAAGGAAAAAGAAUCCAUCGCGUUGAUGACAUUAAAGUUUAAUUGAUUAAAUUUACAAUUUUAUAAGUUUCUGUUCCACAAAAUAUUCGAUUCGAAUAUUUUUCUUUUGUUAGAAAACGGUGCACUUACAUGAACGAUAGAAGCGUCGGUGUUCCAAUUUGCAAUCAUAAUCGUUGUUUCGUCGAAUUUCAUUUGAUUGCACUGGUGUUCGUGUGGCACAUUUUCGGAGAAAAUAAAUAAAAAGUGAAAACUAAAAACAAUGGAAGCUGCAAACGUGGAGACCGAAUUAGAAUCGGUUCCAUUCACUGAUAAAGAAAGUGACAAAAUAUCGGAUACAGUUCGCUUGGACGAUGACGUCGAAGCACCGAAAACUGAUGUGGAAGAGUCAUUUGAAUUCAUUAAUAACGGAGACAUUGGUGACACAAAUAAAAGUGAUGAUAAAAAUGUGACAGACGAAUUCGUUUCAACGUCAAAGGAUGUUAUUAGUUUGGAUUCCAACGUUUCGUUGGACACAUCCGACAAAAUUGUUGAUAAUUCCGUAAGCAAUAUUGAAGAGACCGAACCGGGUCUAUUGGUGGAUAACGACCCUGAACAGUUGCUCACCGAAGUCAGUGCGGACGACGAAAACCUUUUGGAUGAGAUACACAGCGGCAGUUUCAAUGCAUCGUCACCGCUCGGGAAAAGUAGCAGUAACCUGAACAGAUCCGUACAGAGCAUCGAAGAUUCAUACGAAAUGCUGGAAAAUGAAACGCUGGAAGAAGAACAUGAAGAGGAUAUCGAGGAGGAAGAGGAAAAGGAUCGGACCAAUGACGCUGAUACAAUCGUACUGGAUGAUGACGACGACGACGAGGAUAAUGAUGACGGAGAUGUGGACGAUGACAGCGAGGACGAAGAUGACCACUCCGAAAAUAGUGAUAACGAUGAUGACGAGUCGUUGGACGGUAGCGAUAAAGAUGAGAAUCAUGAUUAUGGCCAUAAAGACGACGACAUAAGCACGUUGAGUAGUGACGGCGAUGAUAUUGAAAUGAUCAGCAAAGUACCGGACCCAAAGCCGAAAAUAAUUGCACGAAAGAAAGUUGUACCGGUUCACAGGCGGCUGAUUAAGAAGAGCAUCAAAAUAUUAAUAUCGUCGAAGCCCAAACGAACAAUGCAUCUUAAAUCGUCGAGCGCAAUUACAGUGGCUACCGAACAUCCGAACGGAAAUACAGAAACAAUUCCAACAGAAAAAACCAAAGAAGCUGAAAAGAUGGUUCAAAUGUUCAGCAAUGAAAAUGUGGAAGACGAUGACGAUGUGUGUCUAAUCGAAGAUUCACCCGUUAAAGUCAAUGGUAAGCAUGAAACGGAGGACAUCGAAUCUGUUGAGCAGAAGAUAAAGAUCGAACAAAUGGAUAUUGAAGAAAACAUCGAACACGAAAUCGUCGACAAAAAGGAAGAUGUUGAAACGCUGAAAACUGAGGAGGUGAAUGUUGAGUUGAAUGGAGUCGAAGACGAUUCGUCGUCGAACAAAUUACAACCUCCAACGACGACAGAAAGCAUCGUUAUCGUUGCCGAACCGGUGCCAAUCAUAACUGAUUCGAGCUCUAAAGAAGCAACCGUUCCUACGGCACCGACCACAGUCGAAACACCGGCUGAAACUGUAAGUAACCCAAAACCAAAUCAUAAAAGAUCUCGUUCUACCAGUCCGACCGAUGACGUGCAACCGACAAAACGGCUGAAAACCGAAUUGGAACAAACUUUCAUCGGUCACAAUAAGCGGGUGCAAGAUUACAUUGACAAAACAUCCAACAACAGCAUCGAUGAAAUAAACAAUCACGUUGCCGGUCUUCUAGCUGAGGUGCAAGAACUGCACGCAAUGGCUGCAGCCAAGGAGCAGGAGUGGAACAACAUUUUGUAUUUGAAAAGCGUCAAGGAGGAGAUUAUCUGCAGGCUGACGAGACGGAAAUCGGUCAUGGAAAUCUCUUCGUCCAAGGUGGGUGAAGUGGAAGACUACACAAUUCUGGAACAGCAACCGUCAAUAAGCCAAAAAAUCACCAAGGAAAACCGGAAUUCGACCAGCAUCAAUCAUUCAGCAAACAUUAGCCACAGCCAGCACGCAUAUUUACGGAAUUUAUCGACUACGGAAGCCGCCAAAUUGAUCAAUAGCAGGGCCGAUAUGAGCACUUCCGAUUUGGAUGAGGAGAGAGUCACUGCAGCGAAAAUGCACAGUAUUCUGUUCUCCAGAAACAUACUACCGAAACCAGAACUCGCAGGCCGGUCAUCACCCACUAUCAACCAUUUAACAUCGUUAGCGUCAGCGAACAUGCAACAGAUUCAACAGCAACAAAAAGCUCAACAACAAUUCAUCGAACAACAGCAGCAAAUCUACCAACAACAAACCGAACAUCUGAACGGCCACCACCAGGUGGGUCGUCAAGGUGCUAUCAAAGAUGUAAAGAGCAUCAUCGAAGCGUUCCGUCAGAAGAAUCCCGAACGAGCACCGCGUCGUGGACGACGAUUAAAGGGUACGGGUGAUGGAACGGUUAUGUCACCUCGCUCGGCCGACGGAAUAUUGUCGCGUCAGUCGGUUGAGGGUCGAGUGAGCGAAUUGGGUUUGCUGCUCGGAAAGGACAGAAACUCACGACCGUCGAGUGCUGAUUCGUCGCCGGGAAAUUCGAAUUUGGCCAGCACGAACAAUAACAUAUCAACGGCCAAUGCCAAUAUUGCGUUCAACGAUAUGCUGAUGCAGUAUGCGAAAUUGAACGAACGACCGGCGGAUUUACUGACGAAUGCAUCGAUGAUUCGGCAGCAACAGAGCGGUUAUCCAGAAGUUACAUUGCAUCCUGUCAGCUCACAACAAAAUACGGUUCUUCAUCAAAGUGAUAGCCUGCAAUCGAACUCAUUGCUGCAUGGCAUUUUGACCAAGCAGAACACUCGGCCAUCCACCACGUACAAUUCCUUUUCACCAACACUCGCUCGUUUGCUUACCGCUCCCGAGCGAAUAACCGCAUUGCCAAAUAAUUACCGAUUGCCAUCAUCAACGCCUGUCCAAUCCAAGACCAGUGGCAUGAAUCUAACAAAACCGCGUAAUGAAAUCACCAUCACACCAGUCAUGUCAAAUCCUGCUAUGCACCAAACGAUUUUGCAACAACAAUUGCAGCGUCAACAGGACUCUGCUGCACGGAUGAAAUUUCCGUUAAUGGACGACGAAGCCGAUGACAGUGCCGAUAGAUUAGUUAUAGACGAAGGCGAUAUUCAUAAUGAACAAAGUGCUACAGCUGGUGGUCGAGAAUUUCCGGAAAAUGAAUUCCCCAAAUGUCAAGGAUGUAAAAAGCAUGAGGCCCAGUUCGUGUGUGCUGGUUGCGAGAAUCAAUGGUACUGCAGUCGCAUUUGCCAGGUUUCUGCUUGGGACGAACAUUGCGAAAUGUGUUCCGGCUAAACUGACGAAAUCAGUCAACUUAUUUGAGUUACGCAUAAGAACAUUAUUAUGGGUUUAAAUGAACUAUGGUAAAUAAGUGAAACAUUUUGAAAUAAGUGUCAUGUUGUGCACACAUUUACCGUUUUUUUGUAAACGAAACAAAAAGAAAAAUAAUUUGUAAAGAAUUAAAUUUGUGAAAACUGAAAUGAUUUAUUGCUAAUUAUUAAACCGAUACAGAUACACACACUGCAACCCGAUUCGGAAACAUCCAAGUCUAAAUUAAGAAAUUCUUACAAUAAUUGUGAUUGAGACAAAGUUCAAAAUAGUAAAAUCAAAAUGAGAAAAGAAAAGAAAAACAAAAAUUAUUUUGAAUUUA